Molecule: messenger RNA, 2496 nt
Organism: Entrophospora sp. SA101
Lineage: Eukaryota; Fungi; Glomeromycota; Glomeromycetes; Entrophosporales; Entrophosporaceae
Source: the annotation of a GenBank genome assembly
AUGCUGAAAGGGGAAAAAGCCCAAGCCCGCGGAAUAGUUUACCAAGCCUUUGCUUAUUUAGAAAAAGAAUUGAAGCAAGACCCCUUAGUUAUUGCUGAGGAAGCAAUUAAAGAACUUAAACCAGAAUUAGAGACCGAAAAAAUCAGAUUAGGAGGAACCAGCCAACUAGUUCCCAAAAAAGUUAAACCCGAAAGAAGUUUUUGUUUAGCUUUAAGGUGGUUGGUAGCCGCUGCCCGAAAGAAAACCCAAAAAAAAAGACGAAAAGGAAUUGGUCGACCAAUGUUUUAUUGUCUCGCCCAAGAGAUUAUGGAAGCCAGACAAAAAUCCGGAGAAGCUUUCAAAAAGAAAGAAAAUGAGCAAAGAAAAGCAAUCGAGAGUAUGGCCUUUGCCUCACUAAAAAAAGAAAGAGGAAUUACCAUUACUUCGGCUGCUACUACUGUUUUUUGGCAAGGUCAACAAAUCAACAUUAUUGAUACGCCAGGACACGUAGAUUUUACUGCCGAAGUAGAAAGGUCUUUACGGGUUUUAGAUGGCGGAAUUGUCGUCAUUGACGGAAAAGAAGGCGUAGAAGCCCAAACCGAAACUGUUUGGAACCAGGCUGAAAAAUACAAAAUCCCCCGCCUUAUUUUUAUUAAUAAAAUGGACGGUGUAGACCAUGUAGAAAAUCGUUUUGCUGCUUGCUGCCAAAGUUUAGAAGAAAGAUUAUACGCUAAAUUACUCAUUUGUCAAUUUCCUAUCGGAGAAUACCAAGGAAUUGAAGGAAUUAUUGACUUAAUAGAAGAAAAAGCUUGUUAUUUUCAAGGCGACGACAAAGAAAAUUAUCAAAUUAAGGAGAUACCUACCCAUUUGCGCGAAAAAGCCCGAAUUCAUCGGCAAAAUCUAUUAGAAAAAAUUAUUGCUUAUGACGAAAAACUAGGCUUAAAAUAUUUGGAAGGCCAACCAUUAACCGUCCAAGAAAUUAAAAACUUAAUUCGGAAGGCCGUGCUUAGUGGGGAACAUUUCGCCGUUUUCUGCGGCUCAGCUUAUAAACACGUGGGGGUAAAAUUGCUUUUAGAUGGAAUAAUUGCUUAUUUGCCUUCUCCGCUUGACCGUCAACAAAUUGCCAUGCUUGACAACCAAGAAGAAAAAACGAUUUCAACCCUCAACUAUCCUCAUUCUCUUGGUUUGGCUUUCAAAAUUAUGAACUUUCCUUUCGCUAAACUCACCUUUAUUCGGGUCUAUUGUGGGAAAAUUUCGGCUAAUUCCUAUAUUUACAACGUCAAUAGAGACAAAAAAGAAAGAGUUAGCCGGCUAGUGCGAAUGCACGCCAACAAACAAGAAGAAAUAAGCGAAAUAAAAAUGGGUGAUAUUGCUGCCGUAAUUGGUUUCAACCACACGAAGACCGGUGAUACUUUAUGUAGCAAAGAAGAAAGUAUCUUUUUAGAGCAAAUUAGUUUUACGGAACCAGUGAUAUCGUUAGCUAUUGAAUCCAAAACCGCCCAGGACCAAGACAAAUUAAUUAAAAGUUUGAAAACUUUGGGAGCCGAGGAUCCCACUUUUCUUUACCAUUAUAACCAAGAAACCCGGCAAACGAUUAUUAGCGGUAUGGGAGAAUUGCAUUUGGAAGUUUUGGUUGAAAGGUUAAAAAGUGAAUUCGGGGUAGAAGUUAAAGUUGGCAAACCGCAAGUUGCUUACCGAGAAACGAUUAAAAACAAAGUGGAAAUUGAGUAUGUUCACAAGAAACAAACAGGCGGAGCCGGGCAGUAUGCCAAAAUUAAACUCAGAUUUGAACCUCUUCCCGAGGGUGAAGAAACUGACGAAAAAGAAGAUUUCAAGUUUGAUUACACCAAAUUCAAGCCUGGCGGUGGUGGGUCAUCUUUUAGGACACCGGGUAGUCAAGAAAACCAAAAUUUAUUCCAAUCUGUUUUGCUGGAACCAAUUAUGAAAUUAGAAGUAAGCAAUAUUCCAGAAGACUAUUACGGAACAGUUUUAGCUAGCAUCACCUCCAAGCGAGGAAUAAUUGAAAGCGUUGAAGAAAAAAGAGAAACUUAUCUUUUAAAAGCCCAAAUACCCUUAGCUGAAACUUUUGGUUAUUCUACCACUUUGCACGCAAAAAAAUAUAUUGACGAAAAUCUUGUGAACAAAGGAAAAAUUUAUUCUCUUGACCUUAGCAACCGGGAUUUAGCCGAAACGGAAGAGAAAAUAGACUUAAAAGAAUUUGUCAACUUGACAAGAAUUGAUGCUUCGAAUAACAAACUUACUAAUUUGGAUUUUUUAUCUACCUUGCCCCAUCCGGAAAAACUAAAAUGGUUAAAUGUUUGGGGUAAUGAAAUAAACCAAGCAGAUUUUGCUUUCUUUUUUGCCAAUUUUCCUAACUUAAAUUCAAUCAAUUUAGAAAACAAUCCCUUGGGAGGUGAAUACACCGAACAAUUAUUAAAGCAACAGCAAAAUCAAACUUCCGGGGGAGAAUUAAUAGCCCAACAACUCCAACAAACUCAUUUAUCACCUAGAGAUUAA